AUGGAGAGGUUAUCUGAUGGACCACUGCUUGGGUUUUUAGGAACUUCUUGUGAAGACAAAAUAGACCCUUGUGCAUCAUCUCCCUGCCAGAACAAUGGAACCUGUUAUGCAGACAGACUUGCUUUCUCCUGCAGUUGUAGUCCUGGAUUUACAGGACCUACGUGUGCUCAGCUGAUUGACUUCUGCGCUCUGAAUCCUUGUGCACAUGGCAUUUGUCGUAGUGUUGGAACCAGCUACAAAUGCCUCUGUAUCCCUGGUUACCAUGGCCUUUACUGUGAAGAGGAAUAUAACGAAUGCCUUUCUGCACCCUGCCAGAACGGAGCCACCUGCAGAGACCACGUCAACAGCUAUGAGUGUGUGUGCCUUGCUGAAUAUGAAGGAAGGCACUGUGAAUUAUACAAAGAUCCUUGUGUUAACAUCAACUGUCAGAAUGGUGGCACUUGUGACAGUGAAGGUCUAAAUGCUACAUGUAUUUGUGCACCUGGAUAUACAGGUGAAGAAUGUGAAAUUGAUGUAAAUGACUGCGACAGCAACCCAUGUCACCAUGCUGGAACUUGCAUAGAUCAGCCUGGUGGUUACACCUGCCAUUGUCCACAUGGAUGGGUCGGUGCAAACUGUGAAAUAUGUAAGUUUU
Balearica regulorum gibbericeps (East African grey crowned-crane) is the source of this 634-nucleotide messenger RNA. NCBI's taxonomy places the organism in Eukaryota, Metazoa, Chordata, Aves, Gruiformes, Gruidae. The record is from RefSeq and is a predicted model, not a curated record.